This is a messenger RNA of Peronospora belbahrii, 672 nucleotides long. Lineage: Eukaryota; Oomycota; Peronosporomycetes; Peronosporales; Peronosporaceae. The record is from the annotation of a GenBank genome assembly.
AUGUAUGAAGAAAUAGCGUCUUGUCCUGUCGACCUGGAGAUGCUUUGCGCGUCGUUAAUGAUUCAAAGCAUCAAGGUUGUAUAUGAGCUAAAAAUCUAUACCGUCAACAUCACGGAAAGUCUCGUAGGUCAAUAUCCCUAUAUUGACAGCAUUCGAGAAACGCUGUUAUACAAGAGCUCUUGUCUGUGGAGCUGGUUGCAGCACCGGUUUUGUAAGAACGAGGCUCGAAUCAGCAACCGCGAGGUGUUGCCGCUUCCUCAGCUCAUUGACUUUCCACUACAACGACAACACUUCGACUUUAUAACCGAGAACUUCAUUGAUAUUAAAACACAAUUGCAACUUAUGCAUGCAGCAUUAGACGAUCUCCAACAGAAAGGAGAACAGGUUGAAAAGAACUUUGAUCGGCUUCAAAGACUGCUCAAGAACAUUUCGACAUGUUCAUGUGACCGUAAAGAUCCUUGUACUUGCGCACAAGUAUCAACUGCAGCUCCAUCGCUAGGACAUAUGUGCAAGAACAAGGUUACACGCUCAUACAAUCGACCUAGUGGGCUUCCAAGUGAGAAGGUGGAUCGACUAGACGUACCAAUAGACGUGGCCAAACCUUCAACUGCUCUGCAAGAACAGAGUUCUGCGCUUUUGAGCCAGAUUAUCAAAGCCAUAGAUGGCAAGUAA